Messenger RNA from Cynara cardunculus var. scolymus (artichoke), 1888 nucleotides. Its product is annotated as probable GTP-binding protein OBGC2. Gene Ontology annotation, cellular component: mitochondrion. Lineage: Eukaryota; Viridiplantae; Streptophyta; Magnoliopsida; Asterales; Asteraceae. The transcript has 10 exons. The record is from RefSeq and is a predicted model, not a curated record. The coding region runs from base 59 to 1573 and encodes 504 amino acids. Gene Ontology annotation, molecular function: GTPase activity; GTP binding.
CGCCAGAUUAUCCAUAAACCCAGACUCAACCCCGAGGUAUAGUCACCGGUGGUGUAAUAUGAUAUCCUCCUCCUCCCUCGUCUCCGUCUGUCCACCGCCAUCAUCGUCUCUUCUUCUCGGCUCCUCCCUCUUUCCCCAUCAAUUGCACACCUCCUUCGUUCACCGUCUUCUUCCUCAAAAUCAUAGUAACAAUCACAAUUGGAAUUGGCAGAGAAAUGUUCCCAAUGAUUUCCGAUACCCUACAUUCAAGUGCAGUCUUGCCAAGGCCAAAGACCCCCCUUCUCCAAGCCUUGAGAGUCUUAUUAGAGAACCUCACAAGUAUUUUGAUCAGGUGAUCAUAACAGUUCGUGCUGGAGAUGGAGGUCAUGGUGCUACUCUUAGUAUGCCUAACCCAAAGGCCCCUUCAAAAUUUCAAAGCAAAGAGGACAAAGUGAAAGCAAGGAUAAGAGGUUCUUAUAAGAGGGACUUUGAUGGAUCACUCAUCCUACCAAUGGGUGGACAUGGAGGGGAUGUUGUAAUUUAUGCAGAUGAAGGGAAAGAUUCCUUAUUGGAGUUCCACAAGAAGGGGCGAUAUAAUGCAAAACGUGGGGGAAAUGUUGAUACGAUGGGUGUCUUGACUUCUCAAGUGCGGAAUGGCUUAGCUUCCCCAACGUUGCGUAUUCCAGUACCUUUAGGUACUGUUGUAAAACAUAAACGAGGCAAGUUUCUAGCUGAUCUAGCUCGUCAUGGUGAUGAAAUUCUUGUUGCUAGGGGCGGUCAAGGCGGGAUUAGUUUGAUAGAAAUGCCGGAGCAUAAAAAGAAGAAGAUGAUGGCUAUGACAGCAAAUGUUAUGAGGGAUGAAAAUGAUAAGGUGUUGGUUAUUGGUCAACAUGGGGAGGAGGUCAGUUUGCAGUUAAUACUAAGAGUUGUGGCAGAUGUUGGUCUUGUUGGACUCCCUAACGCUGGAAAAUCUACCCUACUGUCAGCCAUUACGCUUGCGAAACCUGAUAUUGCUGAUUAUCCAUUCACAACUUUAAUGCCAAACCUUGGACGACUUGAGGGUGAUCCUAGUUUAGGGGCAGGGAAAUUCUCCUCUGAAGCAACAUUAGCAGAUCUGCCUGGUCUUAUUGAGGGGGCACAUUUGGGAAAGGGACUCGGCCGCAAUUUCUUGAGGCACUUGAGGAGAACUCGAAUGUUGGUCCAUGUUGUUGAUGCAUCUACUGAGGAUCCUGUGUAUGACUACAGAACUGUAAAAGAAGAGUUAAGGAUGUACAAUCCUGAAUAUCUUGAAAGGCCCUAUCUGGUGGUUUUGAAUAAGAUUGAUAUACCUGAGGCAAUGGACAGGCUUCCCUUUUUGGUUGAGGAAAUACAGAAAAUUGGAAGUGAUGAUUUACCUGGUCAGCUGAAGUUGAGUUUAGAAGACCCAGUCCAAUCUGUAUCCGAUGAGGAUAAAAAGAUAAAAGAAAUCGAGGAAUAUCCACGGCCAGUUGCUGUUGUAGGUGUCAGUGUUCUGAAAUGCAUCAACAUUAGUGAAUUGCUGAAGGAAAUUCGGUCAGCGCUAAGAAAAUGCCGGGAAUCUGGAGAAGCACUUUAACCAUCUUUCGAUACAGUCAGAAACAACAAAAGAUCGUGUAAGCAUCCGUUACCGACUUGCAUACACAUACACAUACACACUUCAAUAGACCUGUUAUCUGUAGCCAUUGCAGAAUGAUUCAGGGUUCUGAGAUUUAGUCCAGAUAUCAUCAAUUAGAUUAACUAGAGAAUCUUGUUUUGUUAAGACUUCUAUACAAAUUCAGUCAUCUUUCAAGAAAAGAUCACAAUAUAUUAUGAUCAACACACUGCUAAUGUAUAUAUUCAUCUCUAAGGCUUUAAUAUCGACAUAUUAUAUAAAAUCAAUAUGCUUUUUGUA